AUGACAAUCCGGCCACCAUUCGGCCAUCACAUGCGUGACACCCAUUUCCAAUUCUCCCCUACCUAUACACCUCUAAACCACGGUUCCUUCGGCGCCUACCCACAUCCCAUCCAAGAAGCCCAAGGCGCAUUCCAAGAACAAUGUACAUCAAGACCCGACACAUUCUACAUCUAUUCACUCCCCAAACUAAUCGACGAAUCUCGGAAUGCUGUAGCGCCUCUCCUAGGUGCGGAUCCAAGGGAGGUGGUAUUAGUGCCGAAUGCGACGACGGGGGUAAAUACUGUGUUGAGGAAUUUGAAGUGGGAGGAGGGGGAUUUGAUUGUGUAUUUUAGUACGAUUUAUGAUGCGUGUGAGAAGACGGUGGAGAGUGUGAGGGAGAUGGUGGGGGUGCAGGUGGAGACUCAUUGUCUGGUGUUGGAGUUUCCUAUUGGGGAAGUAGAAGAGUUGAAAAGAUUUAGAGAGUUUGUGGAGGGGGCGAAGAAUAAGGGGUUGAAUGUUAAGCUGGCUAUAUUUGAUACGGUCCUAACCUUCCCCGGUGUUCAAAUGCCUUGGGAAGAACUGGUUCGUAUAUGCAAAGAACUAGGUGUCUUAAGUCUAAUCGAUGGUGCCCACGGCAUUGGACACAUCGACCUCACACACCUCGGUUCCAUCAGUCCCGAUUUCUUCGUCAGUAAUUGCCACAAGUAUGUUACUCUUCCCCUCCCCAAAUACCAAAGACCAAUCCCAACAAUACACAGAUGGCUCUACACCCCUCGCUCAUGCGCAGUAUUCUAUGUUCCCCUCCGCAACCAACAUCUCAUCCGCACCUCUCUCCCCACAUCCCACGGCUAUCGCAAAAGCUCCGCGAAUGAUACUCUAGAAGAUAUUAACACCUAUUUCCUCUCCAUGUUCAACUUUGUCGCUACUAUUGACUAUACACCCUAUCUUUGUAUCCCCGCCGCAAUCUCAUUCCGCAACACUGUUUGUGGCGGCGAAGCUUCUAUUCGCCAAUACUGUUUCGACCUCGCUAAAGUCGGUGGUUCCGUCUGCGCGUCCGCACUUAACACAUAUACCCUUCCCAUCGACUUGGGGAGAGAAACGUGUUUCACCAACAUCAGAUUACCCAUACCAUUUUCGUGCAGCAAGCCCAACGACAGCCAAACCAAUAAUAUAAUCGAUUCCGACUCAUUGGCAUUCCCCGCCGCCGAUGCAGAAAAAAUUAAAGCUUGGCUAAAUAAAACUGCGGUUGAGGAAUUCGAUACGUAUCUCCAGAUUGGAUGGCACGCGAAUGUUCUCUGGGUUAGAUUGAGCGCGCAGAUCUAUUUGGAAUUGAAGGAUUUUGAGUGGGCGGGGGAGAAAUUGAAGGGGCUGUGUGAGAGAGUUAAUGCAGGGGAGGUACCCGGGACGAGGAGAGGAGAGGGCUUGAAUGUGCCAAAUUUUGGGAUGAUAUAA
This is a messenger RNA of Sclerotinia borealis F-4128, 1431 nucleotides long. Lineage: Eukaryota; Fungi; Ascomycota; Leotiomycetes; Helotiales; Sclerotiniaceae. The record is from the annotation of a GenBank genome assembly.